This is a messenger RNA of Ogataea angusta, 1617 nucleotides long. RefSeq lists its product as uncharacterized. The record is from RefSeq and is a predicted model, not a curated record. Bases 1 to 1617 code for a protein of 538 amino acids. Lineage: Eukaryota; Fungi; Ascomycota; Pichiomycetes; Pichiales; Pichiaceae. Gene Ontology annotation, molecular function: NAD+ binding. The transcript has a single exon.
AUGUCGCUUUCGGCCUCUGACAGUGUCAAUAUGCCGGUCACUCCGUUGCAACCCGCAGACUUGCCCAAAAGGCCGCGCAGUCCUAAUAUCGAAAAUGGUGGCGGCAGUUUGGACGACCACCAAAAAUCGAAAAUACCCAAAUUAGACUCCAACACCCCCGUCGAUACGAGCUCUGAAUCAGACGUCUCGUCUGAGGACUCUGAUACGUUCAUGGUGGACGAACUUGCAUUGAAAGAAAUCGAAUUCGAGGAACCCAGCGACUCGGAACCGCCUUUUGACAGGAUGGAUUACUUUGACCGGGACUCGCUUCCGCUCAUGACUGAUAUAAAGAUCACCAAAAACGUUUGCUCGUACACCAGAAGUUUCCUCAAGUCGCGCGGAUUUGUUGAAUUUCUGGAGAAAACCAUACCCGUGGAUCCCUCGCCUCAAGACAUACUACACGUCACGGGUAUGCUUGGCUAUACGCCAAGGUACGAGAGCCGCUUUUAUAAGAAUCAGGACCAGACAGAGGAGUUCAUGCAAAAAUGCAUUCUUUUUAUGCAGAAAGCCAUGAACAGGGUGCUGAAGAUCCGCACAAGACUCCCAAGCUUCCACAAGCUUGAGCACGUUAAGAGUGCGCUGGAAAAUGCGAAAAGCGUCCUGGUGCUAACUGGUGCAGGAAUAUCCACCUCUUUGGGAAUUCCCGAUUUCAGAUCGUCGCAGGGUUUCUAUGCACGAAUGAAGCAUCUUGGCCUCGACGACCCGCAGGACGUUUUCAGUCUGGAGGUGUUCAAACGGUCUCCGGAGGUGUUUUAUUCGAUCGCACAUAUGAUUCUGCCUCCAGAAGCCGCUUACACACCGCUACAUGGCUUUAUCCGCCUGUUGCAGGACAAAGGGAAGCUGCUGCGAAACUACACGCAAAACAUCGAUAACCUGGAAGCCAACGCAGGGGUGUUGAAAGAGAAGGUUGUCCAGUGCCAUGGAUCGUUUGCGACCGCCAGCUGUAUUACAUGCAAAUACAAGGUGCCUGGAGAAACACUGUUUGGACAUCUGAGACGCCAGGAAAUCGCAUACUGUCCCUUCUGUGAGAACGAAAGAAAGAGUCUGCUUGCACAGCUGGACAAGAUGGAGGACGAAGGCGUCUACUCGCGAAAGUUUGAGUAUGUGAACUCUUUCGGAGUGAUGAAGCCUGACAUUACGUUUUUCGGAGAAGACUUGCCGGAGCAAUUCCACAGCACUAUCAAGAGCGACAUACAGAACUGCGACUUGCUGAUAUGUAUAGGGACGUCACUGAAAGUGGCCCCAGUUAGCGAGAUUAUCAACCUUGUCCCCAAUCACGUCCCGCAAAUUUUGAUCAAUAAAGAUCCUAUCUACCACUGCGAAUUUGACGUUGAUAUCCUGGGCUACUGCGAUCAUGUGAUCACUUAUCUCGCGGGCAAGGAGCUGGGAUGGCGAAUUAACCACAAGGAUUUUGACAAGAUCCUGAAUUCUGGUCUGGAACUGGCCGUGGUGGACGAGGCAGCAGGCUGCUACGAGGUAACCGACGAGGAGACGCGCAAAAAGCUAGACGCUGAGCUGGCGGGGCAGGACGAGGAGGAUACACAAGCUAGUGAGCAACAGAGCUCUGUGGGCGAAUAG